Molecule: messenger RNA, 1154 nt
Organism: Spizellomyces punctatus DAOM BR117
Lineage: Eukaryota; Fungi; Chytridiomycota; Chytridiomycetes; Spizellomycetales; Spizellomycetaceae
Exons: 1
Coding region: 1-888 (295 amino acids)
Molecular function (GO): protein binding
Source: RefSeq, a predicted model, not a curated record
AUGAACGAUCCUAAGGCCCGUAAGUUUCAGGCCAACAUCACGCAUGAAAAAGCUGUAGCAGAAGGAUUCACUUCAGAAUACUAUCUCAUAUUUUCAGCUUGCGAUUUUAGCGGUAAAGCUGUUGACGCUGAAAAGCCGAUCGUCAUCAGUGAUCGACACAAUUUCCCAGAUGCCGAUGUUCGCGUUGUUGUCGACUCUACAGCAUUCCACAUACACACCGAGCUUCUCAAAAUCCACUCAGACUACUUUCGGGCUUUGUUCAACUGGCCAUGGAUGGAGAGCCACCGAGUGGAUGGGUUUGGUAGGUCGAUCCGAGAGAUUACACUCAAGGACAUCGCGGAUGAAGAAAGCUUCAAACUAUUUCUUGACUGCAUUUACGUGAGAAUAGUCGAAUUCAAUGGGGAGAUAGCUUUGAAGCUUCUUAAUACUUGCGAUCCACUUGGCCUUGUCUUCAAAAAUGAUAUCGAGUUGUACUUCGUCAACCAUCCGGACUUGAUCACCUGGAGCACGAUUGAGGAUCUUGUGCGGGCCGCUACACCGUUGGGUGCUUUACAACAAAGUUGCCAAGAAUUUUUAUCCAAAGUUACGGCCGAGCAUUGGAUCCGAUGCUUAUAUCUUGCCAUGACUCACGGAAUGCAUGACCUGCUUUCGGAUGCGUACCAGGAGAAGUGGCCGCUUCUGCCACUCCUUGACCCAUUUUUCUACCGGCUAUCCGUAGAGGUUCAAAACAAACUUUUAAUCCAUACUGUCAACCGUUUGCUUCGCUGUCCUGGCUGUGGCGGCACAUCUCAAGGUCUUCGGGGAUCAGGAGUCUGGUACUGUGCCUUGUGCGGUUGUUGGUUUGACGCUCCCUAUGUCCUUCCCAAGAGGACAGAGGAGCUAGGUUGAUGCAGACGUGAUAUGUACCAGUUUUGCACCCGCGGCGUAUAUAGGAAUCAUCAAAUUGCGCAAAGGGAGCAUGGCUGGAAUGAACACAAAAAAUUGCUUGAAUGCUUAUGGGGAAUGGUCAAAAGCUUAUGUGAUAUAUUUCAAAGGAAUUCUGUGAAGGUAUUCGGUUACAUGCUAGCGCAUACAUAGAAUAGUGUAGGCAGUAUGAUCAUGUAUGCGAAAUUGAUUGCAAUUACAAGCUUAAUAUGAUCAAGACAGAGAUACCG